GAUAAUUUAGCUUCUUGAAUUAACCACUUAUCUUUUUCCGUUUUACAUAUUGAUGAAAUAAAUACAUAAAUAAAUAAAUAUUUUUUUAGGGUGCUCAUCACUCGGACACACUAUAAAAUCUCUCUCUCUCUCUCUCUCUCUCUCUCUCUCUCUCUCUCUCUCGGACAUACACAACGCUGUGAUUAGAAAAAGAAGAUGGUCUGGUUCAUGAACUUGGUUUGCUCACGGGUACAAAUGUCCCACAACCUCAACCAGUCCAACCGGUUAAUCAACAACCCCAUCAAGAACAUUCCCAAUUCCAGUUGUUCCCUACUCUUCCUCCCAAAACGAAAUCCACCGUCCUUUUCUUCUACCUCCGUCUCAAUUUCUGCAACAAUCACUGAGGAGGACUCCCCCGGAGAAGAGAAGGAGACCCCAAAAUGGCAAACGCCGGCGAGUUUCAACUUCAAAUCUUACAUGCUCGAGAAGGCCAACUCAGUCAACAAGGCCUUGGACGAAGCCGUCUCUGUCAAGGAACUCAAACCCAUACACGAAGCAAUGCGUUACUCCCUCCUCGCCGGCGGCAAGCGAAUCCGGCCGGUGGUCUGUAUUGCAGCCUGCGAACUCGUCGGUGGCACCCAGUCCGCCGCCAUGCCGGCAGCCUGCGCCGUCGAGAUGAUCCACACCAUGUCCCUGAUUCACGACGACCUCCCCUGUAUGGACAACGACGAUCUCCGGCGAGGGAAGCCCACCACCCACAAGGCCUUCGGCGAGGACGUAGCGGUCCUCGCCGGCGACUGUCUCCUCGCGCUCGCUUUCGAGCAUAUUAGCAUCGCGACCGCGGGGGUAUCGCCGGAGAGAAUCGUCGCGGCAGUGGGAGAACUGGCGAGUUCGAUCGGGACAGAGGGGCUGGUGGCGGGGCAAGUGGUGGAUCUGGAGAGUACGGGGUCGCCCAAAGUGGGGUUGGAGCAGCUUGAGUUCAUACACGUUCACAAGACGGCGGCGCUGCUGGAGGCGGCGGCGGUUCUGGGGGCGAUAGUGGGGGGCGGGAGCGGAGACGAGGUGGAGAAGCUGAGGAAAUUCGCGAGAUGUAUUGGGUUGCUGUUUCAAGUGGUGGAUGAUGUUCUUGAUGUGACGAAGUCGUCUGAAGAAUUGGGUAAGACUGCGGGGAAGGAUUUGGUGGCCGAUAAGGUAACGUAUCCGAAGCUGAUGGGAGUGGAGAAGUCGAGGGCAUUUGCAGAGAAGCUGAAGAAGGAAGCUAGGGAUCAUCUUUCUGGGUUUGAUCCAAACAAGGCGGCACCAUUGAAUGCGCUGGCGGAUUAUAUUGCUUAUCGGCAAAACUGAGGAGUUUGUACUCUUUCAAGAGGGGAAGUUGAUUUUGUCUAGGCAUGUUUCGUUUCAGGAAACCUGUUUCCCAUUCCGCAAUGCGGUCAAUUUUAAAAGUGAAUGUGUUAACUCUUCAAAUGGAUCAAAA
Molecule: messenger RNA, 1453 nt
Organism: Malania oleifera
Lineage: Eukaryota; Viridiplantae; Streptophyta; Magnoliopsida; Santalales; Ximeniaceae
Product: geranylgeranyl pyrophosphate synthase, chloroplastic-like
Exons: 1
Coding region: 196-1323 (375 amino acids)
Biological process (GO): isoprenoid biosynthetic process
Molecular function (GO): geranylgeranyl diphosphate synthase activity
Source: RefSeq, a predicted model, not a curated record